This is a messenger RNA of Cajanus cajan (pigeon pea), 950 nucleotides long. The record is from RefSeq and is a predicted model, not a curated record. Lineage: Eukaryota; Viridiplantae; Streptophyta; Magnoliopsida; Fabales; Fabaceae.
CCAAUAAUGAAAAGCCACGUGCCUGGUCAGUGACGGCGCCAAAACACCUCCGAGGAUGUCUACCUGACACGUGCCAGACUGUCAAACGUCUCAUUACCUCGGAAUAGUGUCCAUCAUUGUCACACUGUACCAACUUUGCCCCCUCCUGUGUUUUUCUCAUUAACCCUUAUCUUCCCUCUACUUCUUAAAAAACCAUGAGGUUCAUAUCGUCAACUUCAUUUCAAAUCUCACAGCAAAAACACAAAAAAAAAAAAAAAAAAAAAUUGUCAUUUCCUACACUGUCUCCUCACUCACUCCCACCCAUCAAUCUUUUUGGAGGGGUUUUCAAAAAGCUUCCUCAUUUCUGGCCAGAAAGAAAGGAAAAAAAGGAAGCUUUCAAGAGAGUGACAAAAAAUUUAAAGGGUUGUUCUUUAUUCCAUUCAUUCCUCUCUUCUUUGCAUACAAUGGCCAUCAAGAAACCUCUCCCUUGCCUCUUGAACCCUGUCAUCAUUUUCAUUUUCCUUGUUUUGCUGCCAUUUAUUCAAUCCUCUAGUUCAAGUUUUAUGUAUCCAACAAACAUGGUAGGAAGCGAGUCUACAGCAACAGACAUUGAGGUUGCGAGAUUUGGGAAAGAAGCUGCUUCUGGUGGCAGAGUAGAAGAGUCAGAGAGAGAAGUUCCAACGGGACCUGACCCUCUUCAUCACAACAACCACCCUAUAGGCCAUUGAGUUAAUUUUAAAAAACUCUAUAAAGUUGAUGUUUGUGUAGGUUCAUGCUUUAAUGGAGGACCCUCAUUAAUAUUCCACUAUUUUGUUUAUUUUUCUACAUCAUAAUCCCCUGCUACAGCAUAUAUAUUUCCAUUAAUGGUUCAGUAUGUCAUAUCAUGUAUUCAGUGCUAACGGUUUCAUAAUUCACUGGCUAUAUCUUCUGCAAUCGUGCUUACUUUUGUAUAUAAUCUGAAACGAUUAUAU